Molecule: messenger RNA, 1356 nt
Organism: Mesocestoides corti
Lineage: Eukaryota; Metazoa; Platyhelminthes; Cestoda; Cyclophyllidea; Mesocestoididae
Source: the annotation of a GenBank genome assembly
AUGCGCGAAUGUAUUAGCGUCCAUGUUGGUCAAGCUGGUGUUCAGAUGGGGAAUGCCUGCUGGGAGCUGUAUUGUCUGGAACACGGAAUCCAGCCUGAUGGGCACAUGCCAGAUCACAAAGCAAUCGGCAGUGGAGAUGACUCUUUCACUACAUUCUUUAGUGAUACUGGAGCUGAGAGGUACGUCCCAAGAGCCAUUUUUGUUGACCUCGAGCCAACCGUCGUGGACGAGGUGCGAACUGGCACCUACCGUCAGUUGUUCCACCCAGAACAAUUAAUCACAGGGAAGGAAGAUGCUGCUAAUAACUACGCACGUGGCCACUACACGGUUGGCAAAGAAUUGGUGGAUCAGGUUUUGGAUCGCAUCCGCAAACUUAGCGAACGCUGCACAGGCCUCCAAGGUUUCUUAGUGUUCCGAUCCUUCGGUGGCGGUACUGGAUCUGGUUUCACGUCCCUUUUGAUGGAGAGACUGAGUGUUGACUAUGGGAAGAAAUCUAAGCUAGAAUUCUCUAUUUACCCGGCACCGCAGAUUUCAACAGCUGUCGUUGAGCCGUACAACUCGAUUCUGACCACACACACUACACUGGAGCACUCUGAUUGUGCCUUUAUGGUUGACAACGAAGCGAUAUACGAUAUUUGCAGGCGUAAUUUAGACAUUGAGAGGCCGACCUACACCAACCUCAAUCGCCUUAUUAGUCAGAUUGUGAGCUCAAUCACAGCGUCACUUCGUUUUGAUGGCGCGUUGAACGUGGAUCUGACGGAGUUUCAGACGAACUUGGUGCCUUAUCCCCGCAUCCACUUCCCGUUGGCUACGUACGCGCCAGUGAUCUCGGCGGAGAAGGCGUACCACGAGCAGAUGACGGUAGCUGAAAUCACCAAUUCGUGCUUCGAGCCGAACAACCAGAUGGUGAAGUGCGACCCUCGUCACGGCAAGUACAUGGCGUGCUGUCUUCUCUAUCGGGGCGAUGUGGUGCCGAAGGACGUGAACGCUGCGAUUGCAGCUAUCAAAACGCGACGUUCCAUCCAGUUCGUGGACUGGUGUCCGACCGGCUUCAAGGUUGGCAUAAACUACCAGCCACCGACUGUGGUGCCAGGCGGUGAUCUGGCAAAGGUGCAGCGGGCCGUGUGUAUGUUAAGCAAUACCACAGCUAUUGCGGAGGCGUGGGGUCGUCUUGACCACAAGUUUGACCUGAUGUAUGCCAAACGAGCAUUCGUGCAUUGGUACGUAGGCGAGGGCAUGGAAGAAGGCGAGUUCUCGGAGGCCCGUGAAGACAUGGCAGCCCUUGAGAAGGACUACGAAGAGGUCGGUUUGGACAGUCUCGAUGGCGAGGAGGGGGAUGACGGCGAAGAAUACUGA